This is a messenger RNA of Sceloporus undulatus (fence lizard), 621 nucleotides long. Its product is annotated as barttin-like. Lineage: Eukaryota; Metazoa; Chordata; Lepidosauria; Squamata; Phrynosomatidae. Gene Ontology annotation, cellular component: basolateral plasma membrane. Gene Ontology annotation, molecular function: chloride channel regulator activity. Gene Ontology annotation, biological process: chloride transport. Bases 216 to 518 code for a protein of 100 amino acids. The record is from RefSeq and is a predicted model, not a curated record. The transcript has 2 exons.
UUUCAUCCUCUUACAGCCUCUGGCAUACCUCUUUGCAGUGCACCUCCUUGAGGGUUGCUGUCUGGGUCAGGGACAGGUGAAGGACUCCCCAGCCUUUGUGGAGUCUCUUCUUGCCCUCUUGCACCCCAGUUUUCAGGGCAACUCCCCCUUCUGUGAAUUAGUUAUUCAGAAAUUAAAUUGAAUUUGAUUUCUGUUUCUUGGGGGUGUGGCUGCCAAUGGAUGAAAAUAAAACCUUUCGCUAUGGACUCAUCGUUGUGGGGUUCUUUCUGGUGAUGAUUGGCAUGUUCAUCAUGAGCGUAGAGAAGCCUCAGAUCUACAUCACUUUCUGCACUCUGGGAGCCUUGACCAUAGUAAUCGGGAUCAUUUGGAGUAUGUGCCAGUGCUACCCAAAGGUCAGAAUUGUUUCUGUUUAUUCAGAGUCGGAGAAGUUCCUUGUAAAAAAGCCUAGUACUUCAUGCGUUGAAAAUGAGAUUCCUGAGAAGAGUAGGUACGUAUAUCUAAGAAAACCAGACUUGUAGGCUUCCACUCAACAGUAUGUAAUCUUCUUUUUAAUUAGAAUGCUAAUCAGUAGUACAUAGCAUAAACUGUGUUCCUAGGGGGACAAGGUCACUCUCUGGAAAC